Molecule: messenger RNA, 1263 nt
Organism: Angiostrongylus costaricensis
Lineage: Eukaryota; Metazoa; Nematoda; Chromadorea; Rhabditida; Metastrongylidae
Source: the annotation of a GenBank genome assembly
AUGUCUUGGAGGGUAGAAGAUGUGUAUUCCAAUCGCUCUGUUAUGCUUACCGGAUCGACCGGAUUCCUAGGAAAGGUUCUCGUUGAAAAACUGCUAUGGUCCGUACCUAGUAUUGGUCAAAUAUUUCUGCUCAUUCGUCCAGCGAAGGGCAUGUCACCGAAGGAACGGUUCGAUAAGGUUUUGCAGGAUCCUCUAUUUGAUCGAGUCCGUAAAAAGGCCCCUGAUCGGUUCAACAAGCUAGUGCCAGUUUCUGGUGAUCUUAUGGAGGACAAUCUUGGGCUGAAUCAACACGACAUGCAGAAAAUAUGCGAUCAGGUCAGUAUUGUUAUACAUAGCGCAGCCAUAGUAAAGUUCGACGAGGAGCUCAGAAUUGCUGUGGAAAUGAACGUCGUUGGAACAACGAGGCUUAUUGCACUGUGCCAUAAAAUGAAAAAGCUAAUGGUCAUUGUUCAUGUUUCCACAGCGUACGCUAAUUGUGACCGCGUCGAAACAGAAGAGAAGGUUUACGACCCUCCAGUGGUUCCACAGAAACUUCUUGAGGCUAUUCAAUGGAUGGACAAUGAUAUGAUCGCUUUGACACAACUUGUCGAGGACGCGAAACACCUUCCAGUGAUCAUUAUUCGACCAUCCAUUGUGGGAGCUAUGUGGAAGGACCCCCUACCAGGGUGGACGGACAAUAUCAACGGACCUACUGGCAUCUUUGCCGCGGUUGGCAAAGGAGUACUCACUAACAUGUGUGGAAGUAUCAGUUCAAAAGCUGACAUAAUACCAGUGGACAUCGUUGCCAAUAUGAUCAUUGUUGCAGCAGCGCACAGAGCCACAAACGUUUACGAUGACAUUCCUGUUAUGCAUUGUGCUUCUGGCGACCUCAAUCCGUUGAAGUGGGAAAAAGUCGUAAAUUUCCUUGAACAAUUUUACCAUGAAUACCCUAUGGAGCAAUGCUUUGCAAUACCGUCCACAAGGUUCCACUCGAGCCGAAAAAUGUUCGAGCUCAACUACUACAUAAAACAUCACAUUCCAGCAAAUGCAGUGGAUUUCAUAAACGGGUUGAUUGGCCGAAAAAAAAAGAAUGUACGACUAUACUCGAGGGUGUGGCGAAUGGUUGAAACUCUGCAUUAUUUCACAACACAUGGAUGGACAUUCCAUUCGAAGAAUUUGCCAAAGCUUUGGGAGGCACUAAGUGUCGAAGACCAACAGGCAUGUAAUGUACCUUUUUCUGAAAUAAAACCAAAAGAAAAUAGCCUUACGAAGCCACAUUGUUAG